AUGGUCAAGCUUUCCUUACCUCUUCGGGAUUACGACGAUGCCGAUGAGCACAACAAAGGGCCACACUGCGAUCCUUCUCAAUCGAUCUACAAUAGGAAACAUUGUGUCCAGAACUUUUUGUUUUGCUCCGAUGACAACCCCUGCCCCUCGAACAUUCCUUGUAUCGACCAAGUCUGCCAGUGUCUCCCAAACAAACACCAAUACAUCACCCUGACACCUCUUCCCCACCGCAUGUAUACCGUCGGCUGUAAUUUUGAUAGGGCACGCGAGGCAGAGACGUGUCGAGAGUACGAGUAUGGGGUCGAUCAAACAUGCGUCCUGAACUAUUGCUCCAAGGACGUACUUUGCUAUGCUGGAACAUGCGACACCAAGUACCAUGUCUGUGUCAACAUGACCUCGACUCGGGUGCCUCUCCCUCCCAGCAUCAACCAGAUCAUCGUCUUGGACGAUACUCCAUUUGGCCUGCAGAAGGAGGACGGCCCUCCUCCUUUGUUGUACAUCAUUGCCGCUGCUGGCGGUGUGACUGGCCUGGCCAUCCUUGGUUGCUUGAUCCGGUCGAUUAUUCAGUCGGUCCAGGGCUCUGUCGCCUGGGCGUCUAGGAACCACAGGUUACCCUCAGAGGGAAGCGAGCAUUAUGACGACAAGGACCAGUACAGUCAUUCUAUCACCGACACCAAGUAUGUAGCCGAUCCAGAAGCAAUCUCCGGCGUGACGGUCGCCCAGGUCCCAGCAAGGUUUACCUCUGCGCACUGUCUCCUGUCGACCUAUUCCUUGGAUUAUGCGACGCCGCUGCAUUCCCCCCAGGUUGCGACAUUUGCUCAGGGUCUGAAUGCAGGACCUCAGUCGCAGUCCCAGGCCAGUCUCGCACAUCUGAACGGAGAAUCGUCGGCGGCUAUUGAGUUGGAGACUCGGUCCUUCUUGAACAAUCCACGGGAACCCACUACCACCACCCUCCCUAUCGAUUCUUCGAGCAAGCUCUCAAACGAGGCUCAGAUGUUGGGUCAGGCGGAAGAACUUUCCAUGCUUGCAGGCGAGCAAGGAACCAUUACCAGGCUAGUGACCGUUUCCCCCUGCAAUGUCUCCGACAGCUCUGAGCUCCAAAAGAGUCGAUCCCUGCAUGUCCCCGGAUCCGAGGCUCUGCCUUCACUUCCACAGUUACCUGCCGUUGCCACGAUGAAGGGAUCUCGUUCGCCAGCUGUCGCCAUCACUACACUUUCCAAUGAUGUCUCUCCAUCGCCAUCCUUGUCCUCACUAAAGUCGCCAAGGUCGCCAAGGUCGCCAAAGUCUCCCUAA
Molecule: messenger RNA, 1293 nt
Organism: Linnemannia hyalina
Lineage: Eukaryota; Fungi; Mortierellomycota; Mortierellomycetes; Mortierellales; Mortierellaceae
Source: the annotation of a GenBank genome assembly